AUGGUGGAGGAGUAUGAAGAUGACUUUGAUCGAUUUUGCCGCAUUGGAAUGGGCACGGGGAGUGAGUACUCACCGAUUCGACCCAUUAAUCGAGACUUUCUUGCUGCUCCCACGGACCUAUGCCGACACCGUGCUGGCAGUCUUCGUGAGACACGACACCGAUUGCAUCAUCGUUAUGACGGUGCUGCAACACGUGGGAGAUUUGCAAGAACUACAACUACUGAUGAUUUUAAUGUUCAAGGCGAAUCUGCAUAUAAUCUACGCCGACAUUCACUUGCACCCAGUAUUCAGAAUUUGCGCCCUCGUGCAUCCCCUCACUAUCCCAGCGAAGACAUAUCUGAUGAUCGCUCUAACCCGAUGCGCACCUUUACACCAAUACAACAGAUCUCUCCUCCACCACGAAACGGCAGCUCUGGAGGUGUUUGUCCUCCUCCGAUUAACGUCUACCAUGAAGUUGACUCACCUGGCCGCCGUGGAACGAACGUAGUCCGAGUACGUUCCUUCAGACGCACAAAGACGGGGGUUGUAGACGAAACAGAGAAGAAACGACGCCUUUCGCAGGAAGUUCCAACACCAAUUCGGAAGACAAGUAAGACAAGAAGUUUAAAGGCUCCAUCUGGGGAGCUAAAACUCUCUGAUCGAUGCGAGACGGCAAGGUCGAUUCGAAGGCGAUCCUUCACAGACAACUCCUGGUUGGGCAGCAGCAUUACUAACAGCGCAACGAAUGUAACCAACAUCAACAAGCUUGCUGCUCCUGAGGGUUCGGUGGUCAUAAAUGGACUCCUGGGCCAUGCGACCGAAACCUACAAGGUUCAGGUGUUGGGAGCUGACCAAGUAGGCAAAACCACAAUGUGCACCCAAUUUCUCACCUCAGAGUCCCUGGAAGCAGGAUAUGACACAGCUAAUCGCGGGAAUGUGCUUGAAACAAUCACAGUGGAUGUUGACGGACAACAGACAAGUCUUCUACUCAUUGACAGUGACAGCUACGAACAUCCAAAUUUCGCGGUGAGUAUUCGAAACGAAACAAUAUAA
Hydatigera taeniaeformis is the source of this 1032-nucleotide messenger RNA. NCBI's taxonomy places the organism in Eukaryota, Metazoa, Platyhelminthes, Cestoda, Cyclophyllidea, Taeniidae. The record is from the annotation of a GenBank genome assembly.